CUUCCUUUCUCUCUCCUUCGGUUGAUACUUUGAUAGUGUUCGAUAACAGUAUCAAAUACUGCGCACGACCGGCACUGGGAGGAGAAGAGGGAGCUUCGAAGCAGAAACCAAAUCAAAGCAGAAACCGGAUCAAUGCGAUCCUGCAUCUGCUGUUGGUAAAAUCUCAAUUUUGACUACCUUGGUAUUUGGUGGUGCUUCUGUUAACAAUGAAUGAUAUGCUUUGGUCAAGUUUAUGCACUUAUUUGCAUAGGAGUCGGUGAAUACAGACAGAAUCUGAGUGCUCUCAAAGGAGUGAGUAUAGUGCUAAUAUGGGGCGACUAAAACUGCAAUCUGGAAUCAAGGCAAUUGAGGAAGAAACUGAAGAGUUUGAGACUACCUACUCAAACAAAUCUACUCUAGCAUGCAUCAUCAAUUCAGAAAUAAGUGCUGUAUUGGCAGUCAUGAGGAGAAAUGUAAGAUGGGGUGGUCGCUACAUAGCUGGAGAUGAUCAACUAGAGCACUCUUUAAUUCAGUCAUUGAAGGCAUUGCGGAAGCAAAUAUUCUCAUGGCAGCAUCAAUGGCAUGCCAUAAACCCUGCUGUAUAUCUCCAGCCAUUUUUGGAUGUGAUUCGCUCUGACGAAACUGGCGCAUCAAUCACUGGAGUUGCUUUAUCAUCUGUUUACAAAAUUUUAACUCUUGAUAUAGUUGAUCAGAAUACUUUUAAUGUUGAUGAUGCAAUGCACCUGGUUGUUGAUGCUGUAACUAGCUGCAGAUUUGAGGUGACAGAUCCUGCAUCGGAAGAAGUGGUGCUGAUGAAGAUACUUCAGGUUUUGCUUGCUUGUAUGAAAAGUAAAGCAUCCGUUAUGUUGAGUAAUCAGCAUGUUUGCACUAUAGUGAAUACAUGCUUUCGUAUAGUUCAUCAAGCGGGAACCAAGGGCGAGUUGUUGCAGCGCAUAGCUCGCUACACAAUGAAUGAACUUGUUAGGUGCAUUUUUGCACACCUUCCAGAUCUUAACAACUCAGAACAUGCGAUCCUUAAUGGUGUUAGUGCUGUCAAACAGGAGACUGAUGGGCCUGAGAAUGAAUAUUCAUUCGGGGCUAAACAAAUGGAUAAUGGCAAUGUUAAUUCUGAACAAUCAUCUGCAACCUUUGCUUCUGAUUCCACGGGUAUGGUCACCACUAUGUUGGAAGAAAAUUCGGUGGGGGCUGCUAGUAAGGAUGCUGUUUCAUAUGAUUUGCAGCUUAUGACAGAGCCUUAUGGGAUUCCUUGCAUGGUAGAGAUAUUUCACUUCUUAUGUUCUUUAUUAAAUCUUGUUGAGCAUACAGGAAUGGGUUCCAGGUCAAAUACUGUAGCAUUUGACGAAGAUGUGCCUCUUUUUGCCUUGAGCUUGAUUAAUUUGGCCAUAGAAUUGGGUGGACCUGCCAUUUGCCAUCACCCUAGACUAUUGAGUUUGAUUCAGGAUGAAUUAUUUCGUAAUCUGAUGCAAUUUGGUUUGUCAAUGAGCACGUUAAUCCUUUCAAUGGUGUGUAGCAUUGUUCUCAAUCUCUACCAGCAUCUGCGUACUGAACUCAAACUACAGCUUGAGGCAUUUUUUUCCUGUGUUAUAUUAAGGCUUGCACAAAGCAGAUAUGGUUCUUCAUAUCAGCAAGAGGUUGCCAUGGAGGCUCUUGUAGACUUCUGCAGGCAGAAGACAUUUAUGGUGGAAAUGUAUGCUAACUUAGACUGUGACAUAACUUGCGGUAAUGUCUUUGAAGAUCUUGCAAAUUUGUUGUCAAAGAGUGCAUUUCCAGUGAAUUGCCCUUUGUCAGCAAUGCACAUUCUUGCUUUGGAUGGUCUUAUCGCUGUUAUUCAGGGGAUGGCUGAAAGGGUGGGAAACGGAUUGGUUAGUUCAGAGCAUACUCCAGUGCAUCUUGAGGAAUAUACCCCAUUCUGGAUGGUGAAGUGUGAUAACUACAGUGAUCCUAGUCAUUGGGUCCCUUUUGUCCGUCGGAGGAAGUACAUCAAGAGAAGGUUGAUGAUUGGAGCUGAUCACUUUAACCGUGAUCCUAAGAAAGGACUGGAGUUUCUUCAAGGAACACAUCUUUUACCGGACAAACUGGAUCCUCGAAGUGUGGCCUGCUUUUUCAGGUAUACUGCUGGAUUAGAUAAGAAUCUUGUUGGGGAUUUCCUUGGAAAUCAUGAUGAAUUUUGUGUUCAGGUUCUUCAUGAGUUUGCUGGAACUUUUGAUUUUCAAGAUAUGAAUCUGGAUACUGCACUGCGGUUGUUUUUGGAAACUUUUCGUCUCCCUGGAGAAUCACAGAAGAUACAAAGAGUGCUUGAGGCGUUCUCGGAAAGAUAUUACGAGCAGUCGCCUCAUAUUCUAGCUAACAAGGAUGCUGCUCUUUUGUUAUCUUAUUCGCUUAUAAUGCUUAACACAGAUCAGCACAACAUACAGGUGAAGAAAAAGAUGACAGAAGAAGAUUUCAUUCGGAAUAAUAGACACAUAAAUGGAGGAAACGAUCUUCCUAGAGAAUUCCUGACAGAAUUAUAUCACUCGAUAUGCAAGAAUGAAAUUCGAACAACGCCGGAGCAAGGUGCUGGUUUCCCUGAAAUGACUCCUAGCCGUUGGAUUGAUCUAAUGCACAAAUUGAAGAAAACUUCUCCAUUCAUUGUAGCUGAUUCCAGAGCCUACCUUGACCAUGAUAUGUUUGCCAUAAUGUCAGGUCCAACAAUUGCUGCAAUUUCCGUUGUAUUUGAUCAUGCAGAACAUGAGGAAGUUUACCAGACAUGCAUUGAUGGAUUUUUAGCUGUUGCAAAAAUUUCAGCUUGCCAUCAUCUUGAAGAUGUAUUGGAUGAUCUUGUUGUGUCGUUAUGUAAGUUCACAACUCUUUUGAAUCCUUCAUCUGUCGAGGAACCGGUGCUAGCUUUUGGUGAUGACAUGAAAGCCAGGAUGGCAACCGUGACGGUUUUUACCAUUGCAAAUAGGUAUGGUGAUUAUAUCCGUACAGGUUGGAGAAAUAUUCUGGAUUGCAUCUUACGAUUGCACAAACUUGGUCUUCUUCCAGCUCGUGUGGCCAGCGAUGCUGCUGAUGAGUCAGAGCUUUCUGCCGACCAUACCCAUGGAAAACCUCUUACAAAUUCUCUGUCUUCAGCCCAUAUGCAAUCUAUUGGAACUCCUAGGCGAUCCUCUGGGCUUAUGGGCCGAUUUAGUCAGCUCUUGUCACUUGACACUGAGGAGCCAAGAUCACAACCCACCGAACAGCAACUUGCUGCUCAUCAACGAACCCUUCAAACUAUUCAAAAAUGCCAUAUUGACAGUAUAUUUACAGAGAGUAAGUUCUUGCAAGCUGAAUCUUUGUUGCAGCUUGCACGAGCUCUGAUAUUUGCUGCAGGACGACCCCAAAAAGGGAGCAGCUCUCCUGAGGACGAAGAUACUGCAGUUUUCUGCCUGGAGUUACUGAUUGCAAUUACCCUGAAUAACCGGGAUCGAAUUUUCUUACUAUGGCAGGGUGUUUACGAGCACAUAGCCAAUAUUGUUCAGUCAACUGUCAUGCCUUGUGCUUUGGUAGAGAAGGCUGUUUUUGGGCUGUUACGAAUCUGUCAACGCCUGCUUCCUUACAAGGAGAACCUAGCUGAUGAACUUUUGAGGUCGCUUCAACUUGUGUUGAAAUUAGAUGCCCGGGUAGCUGAUGCAUACUGCGAACAGAUUACGCAAGAGGUUAGCCGCCUUGUGAAAGCAAAUUCUUCUCACAUUAGAUCUCAGAUGGGAUGGUUCGUGAUUACAUCCUUACUUUCUAUUACAGCUCGGCAUCCGGAAGCAUCUGAAGUAGGAUUUGAUGCACUAUUGUUCAUUAUGUCUGAUGGAUCCUACUUAUUGCCAGCCAAUUACAUUCUGUGUGUGGAUGCGGCAAGGCAGUUUGCAGAGUCUCGUGUGGGACAGGCAGAACGCUCUGUACGAGCUCUAGAUCUUAUGUCGGGUUCUGUUAAUUGUUUGGCAAAGUGGACUCACGAGGCUAAGCAAACUGUGGGGGAGGAGGAAGUGGCAAAAUUGUCUCAGGGUAUUGGGGAGAUGUGGUUAAGACUUGUGCAGGGAUUGAGAAAAGUUUGUUUGGAUCAGAGAGAUGAUGUUAGAAACCAUGCUCUUCUAUCAUUGCAGAAGUGCUUGACAGGAGUAGAGGGGUUCCACCUUCAGCAUGGUUUGUGGUUACAGUGCUUUGAUCUUGUUAUCUUCACAAUGCUCGAUGACUUGCUUGAAAUUGCUCAGGGACAUUCCCAGAAAGACUUCCGAAACAUGGAAGGCACUCUCACUCAUGCUCUGAAGCUUCUUUCAAAAGUGUUUUUACAAUUGCUCUAUGACCUCUCACAGUUAACGACAUUCUGCAAACUAUGGCUAGGAGUGCUAGGCCGAAUGGAAAAGUGCAUGAAGGUUAAAGUAAGAGGGAAGAAAAGCGAGAAGCUUCAGGAACUAGUGCCCGAACUCCUUAAAAACACCUUGCUUGUGAUGAAGACAAAAGGAGUACUUGUACAGAGGAAUGCCUUAGGCGGGGAUAGUCUGUGGGAAUUAACUUGGCUGCAUGUGAACAACAUUGCUCCAUCUUUGCAAUCUGAGGUCUUCCCCGAUCAAGAUUUUGAACAGUCACAGCUUAAGCAGGGUGAAACUGUUGGAGGUUUGGUGGACGAAACCAUCAAUUCUUCAAAUGACACUUUGGUCACUGAGGGGUCUGGGACUGGAGGUUAGCGUAGCCCGUACCAUUCUGAACCUAAAUUGAUUGUUCUGUUUUAGAUUGAGCUGAGCUCACUUGAUAAAAGCAGUGUGAUGGUAUAUUCUGGGUGAGUGGCCCAAUCAUUAGAAUCUUUUGGGAAACUCUGAAAGUUUCAGCUUGUGCUGUGUCGGUUCGAAUUGUUAGUCAGAAGUUAUAGUUUAGAGAUGUGGACAGUUUCCUGUCACUCCCUAGCCAACUUCGUUUUGGGUCAUAUGAAUGCCUCCAUCAAAUCUGGUUGUUACCCAUUAUGAGGGAUUUGGUCACGUUUGUAGGGUCAAAAGGGUUUUGCCAUGUUUGGUUUUUUAUUGCCUCGAUCAUUGAUGUACUCAAGUCAUAUGAGUUAAAAGUCUUAACUACUUGUUCAAAUUAGAGCUUGAUUCUGCAGGAUAUUUUGUAGUGUCACGUUUUGGUGUGGGGACUUCUUCAUACAGCACUUGUAUGUAUGAUGUGCAUGAACUGAAUUCGUCGCCUUAUAAAGAAAGCUCUACAAAGUGUAGUUAAUUAUUCAGGUUUAAAA
Tripterygium wilfordii is the source of this 5239-nucleotide messenger RNA. Its product is annotated as ARF guanine-nucleotide exchange factor GNOM-like. The record is from RefSeq and is a predicted model, not a curated record. Lineage: Eukaryota; Viridiplantae; Streptophyta; Magnoliopsida; Celastrales; Celastraceae. Bases 309 to 4697 code for a protein of 1462 amino acids. Gene Ontology annotation, molecular function: guanyl-nucleotide exchange factor activity. The transcript has 3 exons. Gene Ontology annotation, biological process: regulation of ARF protein signal transduction.